Lycium barbarum (goji berry) is the source of this 7773-nucleotide messenger RNA. RefSeq names its product photosystem II 10 kDa polypeptide, chloroplastic-like. NCBI's taxonomy places the organism in Eukaryota, Viridiplantae, Streptophyta, Magnoliopsida, Solanales, Solanaceae. Gene Ontology annotation, biological process: photosynthesis. The coding region runs from base 111 to 476 and encodes 121 amino acids. Gene Ontology annotation, cellular component: thylakoid membrane; photosystem II oxygen evolving complex; photosystem II. The transcript has 5 exons. The record is from RefSeq and is a predicted model, not a curated record.
CUUUAUAAACACUACUCCAAUAUAAACAUACCCUGCAGCAAAUUAAAAUAGUAGCAAGGUUUUAGAAAAAGAAAAAGAAACAAUCUAGGCAAAUAAAAGAGUACUAGAAUAUGGCAAGUGCAGUGAUGAUGAGUUCAUUUAGCCUUAAUCCUUCUCCCUUCAGUACUACUGUGAAAAAGGCAUCACUAGCAAGGCCUUCAUCCUCCAGACUGAGAGUAGUGGCCAGUGGUGGCAAGAAGAUCAAAACUGAUAAGCCUUAUGGAAUUAAUGGAGGCAUGAAAUUGGAAGAUGGUGUUGAUGCCUCGGGCAGGCCGGCCAAGGGAAAGGGUGUAUACCAAUUCGUGAACAAAUACGGAGCUAAUGUUGAUGGAUACAGUCCUAUUUACAACCCGGAUGACUGGUCUCCGAGUGGCGAUGUCUAUGUUGGAGCUUGUCAUGAUAGAUUGGAGCUAAAACUCAUUUUAUUGACUGAUUAGAGAAGCUUGGAAGUGAUAAAGUUUUGAAAACCUCCAUUGUUGAAAUUUUGAAGAAGCCGGAAAGGUGAGCUAGUGUUUUUUGGAUUCAUUUGUUGGAUUGAGCCUAUUGGAGAAGGACGUCGAAGCUAGAGAACGUAAUAACCAUGGAAAGGUGAAAAAUUCAAAGCAAAGUAGUCCGCCAUUGACGAGCUCCAUUGAAGCUUCGAGUUCGAAGUUUCGGGUUGCCACAAACGAACUCCGAUUGGAAUGGGUAAUAUCUCAAAAGAAUUGAAACGUCGAGAGGAAUUCGAAACCUGAAAUUUGAGGCUGUUGGGUGGAGAUUUGAGGUGUAUUUGGUUGAAUUUUAAGCAGCUUCUAUACCCUCAUGCGCUGCUACUUCUAGUUGACACGAAAAUGGCCAAAAAAAGGUACAAAAAUACAGAAAAAAAUAAGGCCAGGGGGGUAAUAGGUCGUCCGCAAAGGUUGGGUGCGUCAUAAUUAAUCCGAGUAUACGUUUGGGGGGGGGGGGGGGAUUUAUGUAUUUUCCCGAUAUAUUUUAAACCUUUAUAUUCUAUGAAUCCUAUGUGCACAAUUUUGGAUUUUAAAAAUGAAACUACUUUAAUAGAAAUUAAUUUUGGUAGAUCCAAGGUUACAACUCGCAGACCUAUUAAAUGGGAUGAAAUUGAUUUUCCCCAAAAAUGGGUCAUAAAGGGAGCUGCCCGUAAUUUGAAUACAGAUGUUACUGAAAUUAAACAAACCCAGAUGGGACUAUCAAGUUAAGGUUCGCAAAACCAAAAUUCUUGAUAGACAAACAUAAUAGUAUCAACACAAAGUCAAGAUGGACUAAAUCAAAUUCUUUAUAUCAUUCUUAUAUUUCGCGAUUAUAUUUUUAGAUCUUCAUCUAGAACUUCUACUUCUCAGAUAAGAUAAACGAAUAAUAAUAGGAUUAAUAGUAUUAGAAUCGACAAAGAUAAUAGUCAUUGGUAUUCAAGACACGAAAAUUACCGAGUCAGAAAUGGAUUUUUUAAGUAUUUAAUGGAUAAAGUCCAAAAAAUUAAUUUUAGUCUGGGAUCACCCGCAAGAAAAUAGAUCAAUGACUGAAUUUUUCAAACCCAGAUAGGAAUCAUUUAAUAAAUGAUUUUUUGAAAGUUUUGAGACAAAAGAAAGAGCUUAUUUCCAAGAAGAAUAUUAUAAAGAUGUUUCACAACUUGACAAGAUUAUAUCUUUCGGUUCUUGGUUUAUGACGAAACAUGUGGAAAAUUAUAUUUCUGUUUUAGAAAGGGAAUACCGGUUGACUAAUGGAGAAAUUAUUAAUGUUAUCUUUCCUCCACAACAAUCUUUUCAAAUUGAAAAGGAUGACAAAGUUCUCCAUUUUGCAGCUUUCUCAAAAUUAUUUGAGAAUGAUACUUUACAAAUCACAAAUAAGCAUUAGGUGUGUACAAAGUAAACAGACAAACCGCACCAAACCGAUAAAUCGAGAAAAAAACUCAACUAGCGGUUUGGUUUGACUUGGUUUGGUGUUAAAAAAAAAAUCCGACCAUAAUUGGUUUGAUUUGUUUUUAGCUAAAAUAAGUCAAACCGAAUCAAACCAACCCGACAUUACAUGUAUUCAGUUUUUAAAAUAUUUUAUACAUAAAAAUAUUUAUUUGUAAUAUAAUUUAUAAAUAUUUCUUAAAUUUUUUCGUAGUUUUUUAUCUAUUAUUAUAUUAUUCAAGUUUGAACUUAGAAUUUUGAAUGUCAAUAAGUUUUAUAUCCUAUGAAUGUUAGUAACUCAAAUAAAGUUCAAAUCAAAAUCAAAUCAAUACUAAUGCUAACAAAAGAAAUUCAAUCUACCACUAAAAAUGACAAUAAUGUUGGAUAUAUAUUCUUUAGUUUUGUAUAAUUGGUUUAGGGAGUGAAAAUACAUAGCUUAAGUUUUUUUUCUUUGUCAUGUAACUAAUACUUGUUAGCUGUACUUAUUUUAGAUGACUUAGUAUUUUUAGAUUAGGGUCAUUUUCUUUAUGGUUUAUUAAUUAGCAAUAUCUAUUUUAACCGAUUUUAUUAUCUUUUGCUGAAUAUUUAAUACAAUGUAAUCACUUUUCUCACAUUUUGUGUUAUUUUCUUAAGAAGCACCGUAAUUAUAUAGUUGUAUCUUUACUAGGACUAAAGAAAUAUUUGAAGUAAAAGUGUAUAUGUUUUGUAUCAAGACUAUUCCGGGGGGAAAAAAAAGGAAAAAUCCGAGAAAAUCGAAUAACCUGAGAAAAUCGGAGUUUGAAAAGCUCGAAUUUUAUUGGUUUGGUUUGGUGUAUAAAUUUUAAAACCCGACGCAAUUGGUUUGGUUUUGUGUUUAAAAAAUUCGAACCAAUCCGGUCCAUGUACACCCCUACUAAGCAUAUUAAUAAUUAAUAAUAUGCUGAAGCAAAAAAAUUACGUCAAUAUUUAUAUGAAUAUAUUGGGUGAACAGAUUAUUCUGUUACGUGAUAAAAUUAAAAAAUUGAUUUCCAAAAUUUAAAAAUUACAUUCUUCUGCUAACUCUACUGAGGAAAAGCAGGAAACCAUUGCUACUCCUAGUGUGCAGUCUCCUCCUGAAAUCCAAGAUUUUAAAUUAAAAGCGUUUUUAGAAAUUGAAAAACUGCUUGAUGAUAAAAUUAAAAAUAUAAAAAUCAGUCUGUUGAAUGCGGAAGGAGAUGAGGAUGAUUUCGACCUUUCUGAUGAUGAUUAUAAACAGAAAGUGUCUGAUGAAAUUAAUUAAUAAAUUGAAAAAGUAUGCUCAUAAGCCUACUCAGAGGAUGUUUUACUAUCCCGUCCCACUCCCCAAGACGUGUUAUUUGAAGAAAGUAUAUUUUAAAUAACAGUUAUAGUAGUAAAAAUAUUUAUGUGUGGAAUAUUGAUGGUUAUAUCGAAAGGCAAAUUUAUAAUGUUAUACGUAUGAUGCUCAUGUACAACACGAUUUGUAAAGCAAAUAAUAAUAACAAUAAGACUAUUGCUGAAAUAAUGAGUGUCGGUUUUCCUGACCAAUUGAGAGGAUGGUGGAAUAAUUAUUUAACCCAAGACCAUCGUAAUAGGAUUCUAAUGCUGUCAAAGAUGACCAUACAAUUGGGACAACCCAAGGAUAAAAUGUUGUCUACUCUUUGGUCAUUAAUAUAAUAGAACAUUUCUCUAGAAGGUGGUCUGAUAAUAGUGAAAAUAUUAAGACUAUGCUUCAGAAUCUGCGAUGCAAAACCUUUGCAUCAUUUAGUUGGUACACGGAUGUAUUCAUUAGUAGGGUUAUGGAGCUACUUGAGUGUAAUAACACCCCUUGGAAGUCCAAGUUUAUAGAUGGGCUACCUAGUUUUUUUGGUAGAAAGUCCAAGUUUAUAGAUGGGCUACCUAGUUUUUUUGGCAGAAAGAGUUAGGAAAGUUUUCGAAAAAGAGAAACCAACAUCAAUUAUGAUGAAUACACCUAUGGAAAGUUAAUAGAUACUUGUAUCCAAGAAAGUUUAUCCCUAUGCGAUGAGAUUAAGCUGAGUCAACAAAUCAAGAGAUAUCGUCUAAAUGAAAGAUAGCAAUUAGGGAAAUUCUGUGGACAAUUCAGUAUGGAGAUUGCCAAAACCAAAGAGCCUCAUAGGCAUAUAAGAAGAAUAAGAAGGAUUUUCAAGCUUUUAAUUCUGAAUGGAAAAAGAAACGCAUGGGAAAGAAAGAAGAAAAAAGGAAUUUAGAAAAAAGAAGGAUUUCAUAAAAAGCAAAAAUUCAAAUUCUGGCUAGAAAUGUGGCAGGAUUGGUCCCUAUUGUAAAGACUGCAAAGUUAAGCAAAAGAUUAAUUGUCACGAUCUAACCCGCCAUAAGUGGCAUCCAUCUAAAUCCUAGUGGGUGAACCAACAUACAAAACACCUAUCCAUUCAAUCCGGUUUUUAUAUAAAUCAAGCUAAACAAUUAUUGCUCAUUUAACAACAAAAGAACAAGUAAAUCACGCCAUAAAUACUGUAGUAAGUGCGGAAGUUCUAAUUAUUGCAAUCCCCAAAAUUUGAAAGUCAUCGUACAGGACUCUAAGCCAAAAACAUGUCUAAGAAUCUGAAGUCUAACAAGUAAUCAAUCCAUAAUGUCUAGAGUACAAAAAGACAUCAUAGCAAGAAGAUCUUAGGGAGGAUUGGCAUGGGAAGAAGCUCACCCCAAGGUAGUAUCAGUACAAACACUAUGUACUGGUAAGCAUCAUAGGUCGACUAAGAUUAGUAUCAUGCAUAUUUAGUAAAAUCAAUAGAAUAAAACACGCCAAUCACCAAUCAGGAACAUCAGUAAAUCACAGUAAUUCAACUAAGAACAAUCACAAUCAAUCACUAAGAUGUCAAGCAUCACAAUCACGUAAGUCAACAACGGGAACAAAUUUACCAUAAUAACCACACGCACUGUACAUACAUGCUAGCUGAUGUCUUAGCUCAGUAGUCAUGACCUGCAGGGGACCCAUGGUGUCUGUGUACCACUCGUUCCGGAAUAUUCUUCGGACCCGAGCGCAAACCUCCGCUCCGGAACGAACCUCCAAAACGGAACAAAUCAAUGUACCUCUCGUUUCCGGAACUAUCCUCGGACCACGAGCUCAUAAUUUAGGUCACAUGUGUGCCUUUUCAUAACAGUGUUUCUUACCUUUCAAUAUCAAUACUCAACUCAUCAUAUCAUGACACAAUACCAUCGAGAAGAUUAGAUUAGCUUCUCAUCACAACACAUCACUGCAGAUUCACUCACACAAGAAUAAUGGCAUGAAGUCUACACAAACACUCAAUUCGCAUUCACAUAAGAGUGUUGCUACACAAUCUCGUGCAUGAAAACUAGACAUGCUUUGUCCGAAGGAAAUCACAAACAUACAAUCAACUAACUAAAGUCUUAAUUCAAGUAAACCGUAACCUACCUCAAAGUAGAGCUGGAACAAUGCCCGUCACUCUGCUACAGCCUUUCCUUUCCUCAAAGCCUCAAUACGUUCGCUGUCUAAAAAUAGAAGGCUCAAUGAGUCACAUUGUUUAAUUUGCAAAUACCAAGGCAAGAAAUACCUUUCCUUCUCCCCAUUCUAAGGGUGGAUGAUUUUCUAGGUGAUAAACAACCUAUCAAAUCCCCUAAUAUUCAUAAACCAUCAAUUUAUAGCACAUUCUAUCAAACAUUCUCAUUACAAACAGCUUUCUAUGGCAAAGACAUCAUUUUUAGAGAACCUUAGGUCUCAAUCACUAAGUUUACUAUUCUAAAUGUUCAAUUUAUGACAAAUAGCAAUUAAUCAAUCCAUUUAAAUGAUAAAUACGCGUUAAUAAUCGCAACCCAUUAAGUUUAAAAGGUUUAUUGAUAUUCUAGGGUUCCUACUUCAUUUUCACCAUUAAAGACCCAUGAAGAUGAUUAAAAUAACAGAUGGAAUGGAAAGCAAAGAGAUUUACCUCUCAAGGUUAACUUGCCAUAGUUUGAAAAUCCUCUUUAGGUACUUGUGGGAAAGUGUGUUGGUGUGUUAUGAAUGAAAAUAUAACACUAAGGCAUUAAAAACCCAAUUCUGUCUUCCUGUCGACCGCUGCAGCGGUCACUACGCUGCUGCGGCGGUCACUACGCUGGUGCAGCGGUCCUGCUAAAGCGGUCAAGCCACCGCUAUAGCGGACCCAAGAUAAAUCCCCUCACCGCUAUAGCGGCAUUGCCGUAGCGGGCAAUGGCCAGCCACAGCGGCCCCAAGAGAAAGUGGUUGACCAGCGCUCCAGCGGUACUCCCACCGCCACAGUGGUGCAUUUUGGGCAGUGAGCUAGAUUUUUUGUCUAGUUUUCCCCUUAUCGCCCCACAUUUCAUCCAAGGCCUCAAAAACACAACACAAAACAUGCAGAAUACAAAAAAACGCCCUACGAAUCCACCCGCGGCCUCGGAAUUCCCAAUGGAGUCCGAAAUUUCCAUAACGACCGGAAGGGUCGUUACAUUAAUAGUCUUAACAUUGAUGAGGAAUUAAAGGACACGUUGUCCAAAUUAUUGUUGAAUUCAGAACCAGAAGAUCCAGGUUUUGAUUUAGAUACAACAAAGGAUUCUGCUUCAAAUAAAGAUCUCAGAGUUCUUGAUAAUGAAAGUUAUAUUUCUUCGGAUUCUGAUGAAGAAUGUGCUCCUUGUCAAAUAGGACAGCCUUGUUCUAGUAAAGGCAACAAGGAAGACGAUAUUCUCUCAGCUCAAAGAUUUGAAUAUCAAUAUUUUAGAUGGUAAUAACUUGGUUGAAUUAUUAAAGAUGAUCAAAGAUUUGGAUAUCAGGUCUUAGAUGAUCGAUCAAGUUCAUGAGGCACCUGAAAUCCAAGGUGAAAACAAAACCGAGAAUCAUGAGGCCCAUACACUAUGUCUGAAGUUAAAAGACUUCUUGAACAAAGGAGAAACAUCAUAAGCACUCCCUUACCACAACAUAGGACUUGAAAAUAGAGAUUGAUAAUCUAAAAAGAGAGAGAUCGAAUCUCAAGAAAGAUAAUAGAAUUUUGGAUCAAAGAAUUUCUAGAAUUGAGGGCUUCCAUGAAGGCAAACAGAUUAUAGAAACCUCAGCCAUUGAAGGUAUAGGUAAUGAGGCGAAUAAAGAAUUUCUCCAAACAUUUUUUAUAAAAAUUACUCUUUUAACUGAUUACCAUUUUAAAAAAGAGUUUACUGCUUUAGUUGAUAGUGGGGCAGACUUAAACUGCAUCCAGGAAGGAUUAAUUCCCCCCUGAUAUUUUUAUAUAACUACUCAUAAUCUCAGUUUUGCUAAUGGGCAGAAAAUGAAAAUUAAUUUUAAAUUACCAAGAAUUUAUAUUUGCAAAGAAAAGGUUUGAAUACCCGCAAGGUUUGUACUUGUGAAAAAUAUUUCAAACCAUAUAAUUUUGGGAAAACCUUUUUUCAAAAAAAUAUUUCCCAUUUUACGGUUAGAUGAUGACAAAGUUCUCUAGUUUGCAGUUUUUUCAAAAUUAUUUGAAAAUGAUACUUUACAAAUCACUACUAAACAUAUUAAUGAUAUGAUGAAGCAACAAAACUACGCUAAUAUUUAUAUGAAUAUAUUGGGUGAACAGAUUAUUUUGUUACAUGAUAGAAUUGAUAAGUUGAUUUCUGAAAUCAGAAAACUACGUUCUUUCGAAAAAUUACCUUCUUCUGCUAACUCUAAUGAAAAAAAAAAAUAUAUCACUGUCACUCCUAGUGUGCAGCCUCCUUUUGAAUUCAUUUAAAAAAAAAAAUUAAACUCUUUCUAUGUUACUUCUAAUAGAAAAAAUUUGGUGGACCUUUCAUUUCUUUCCUAACUAGUGAUAGAGUUAUUGAGCCAAGUGUGUUUUUCCCCUCUUAUAUCUGAAGCAUAUUGAAAAUUGCAGGUAAGACUGGCUUAGCCAUUUGGGCUGUAACGCUGGCUGGA